Colletotrichum aenigma is the source of this 1347-nucleotide messenger RNA. RefSeq names its product Baeyer-Villiger monooxygenase. The transcript has 5 exons. NCBI's taxonomy places the organism in Eukaryota, Fungi, Ascomycota, Sordariomycetes, Glomerellales, Glomerellaceae. Bases 1 to 1347 code for a protein of 448 amino acids. The record is from RefSeq and is a predicted model, not a curated record. Gene Ontology annotation, molecular function: flavin adenine dinucleotide binding; NADP binding; N,N-dimethylaniline monooxygenase activity.
AUGAAUCCAGACGCAGAAAAGGUCAGCUACAGCCUCUUCUCCUGUAUCGGAACCGGUUUCGCGGCCAUUGCCCUCGGGGCACAGCUCAAACGGUGGUAUGGAAUCGAGGACAUCCAGUUCUUUGAGCGUCACAGCUCGCUCGGCGGGACAUGGUUCAUAAACAAGUAUCCAGGCUGCGCCUGUGACGUUCCGAGCGCGCUGUACAGCAUCUCCUUCGCGCCGAACCCCGACUGGACCAAGGUCAUGCCCUCUCACUCUGAGCUCUGGGAGUACCUCGACAAGAUGGCCUUCGACUCGCCCGUCGAGCGCUGCGAGUGGAUCGAGGACCGAUCCCGCUGGCGGCUGACCAUCCGCCACCGCCAGUCGGACACCACCUACUACCACGAGUCGCAGUUCCUGUUUGCCGCCACCGGCUGCCUCGUCACCCCCCGCGAGAUCGACGUGCCGGGCGUGGAGACUUUCAGGGGCGAGGUCGUGCACACGGGCAAGUGGCGCCCGAUCGACCUCAAAGGGAAGAAGGUCGUCAUGUUUGGCAACGGGUGUACGGCUUCCCAGGUCGUGCCGGCCAUCGUCCACAAGACGAAGAGCUUGACCCAGGUUGUGCGGACAAAGCACUGGAUCAUGCCGUCCCUCGACGCCGACGUCCCGCCGUGGGUGCGUCUGGUUCUCAAAUGGGUGCCCGCCGUGGCGUGGCUCCAGCGGCUCAUGAUCUUCUGCGUCGCGGAAAACUCAUUUCGAGGUUUCCGCAUGACGGACGGGGGCAAGAAGUUCAGGGCCAGCCAGAGGAAGGUGUCGGAGGACUACAUGAGGGCCGCGGCGGCGAGACUCUCGGGGAAGAGGGGGCGCCCAAACUCCGUCACGGGACACACGUCCACCGUCAUGGCUCUGGAAAACUGCAUCAACUACGCCUUGCGUGUUAUUAAGCCUAUCCUGAAAGGACGGUCGACCGCCGCGGUGAUCAAGAGCGAUGCCGAGCAACGCUACGUCGAUGACAUCCAAGACGCCCUGCAGAAGACGGUAUGGAACACGGGAUGCGGCGCUUGGUACACCAAGACCUCCAGGGACGGCACCAAGAGAUGGAACGCGAUGGGUUACCCGUACUCUCAGCCGCACUUCUGGUAUCGCUGUCUCUUCCCCGUCUGGUCGGACUGGCAAUACAGUGGACGAGCCGCUUAUGCUUCGCAGAUUCAUACCAAAGGUUCUGGCGUCUGGAUCACGGCGUUACUGGUUGCCAUCGUAACCCUCGCCGUCCUGGGCUUUCUCGGGAGAGACUGGCUUCGUGGGAUCGUGCCAGACCUGUCGGCGGCAACUCGAGGUUCUGCUGCGUUUGUGCCUAAUUAUCUGUGA